Aplosporella prunicola CBS 121167 is the source of this 3165-nucleotide messenger RNA. RefSeq lists its product as uncharacterized. The record is from RefSeq and is a predicted model, not a curated record. Gene Ontology annotation, molecular function: lipid binding. Gene Ontology annotation, biological process: phospholipid transport. Gene Ontology annotation, cellular component: ERMES complex; endoplasmic reticulum. The transcript is spliced from 2 exons. NCBI's taxonomy places the organism in Eukaryota, Fungi, Ascomycota, Dothideomycetes, Botryosphaeriales, Aplosporellaceae. Bases 1 to 3165 code for a protein of 1054 amino acids.
AUGCUCUCCUUCGGGAAUUUCCUGCUAAUCUACGUCUUCGGCGGCCUGACCUUUGUCCCGCUCUGCAUCGCUGUCGUCUUGUGCCACGCAUACUACACCUUUCCCACCCGCCACCUGGACCCAGAUGCCGACGCCCACGAGCCGCUGCUUCCCACGCCCGACGACGACGAUGCCACGACGCCUGCCCGUCGCCUCAGCGAGCUGCAGGCCGACGCCAAGCCGCGCAUCAACGAGCCCGAUGUUGCCGCCGCAUACUUUGCCGUGUGUAGGGAAUACGUGCCCGGCGGCGUACAGGGGAAGCCGCCUGAGCGCGUCACGCCCGCUGGCACCGUGGUAGGCGUCGAGAGCCCUAGUGUAUACCAGACCAUGUACCGGAGCCUCUUCGAUCGCAACAGGUCCCAAAGCCCAAGCAUCGAGGGCGGUGUCAAGGGGAACGCGAAGGCCGCAAAGAAGGCUCGGAACGUCUUCUUUGUCGUCCUCAGGCACGGCCAUCUGAUCCUUUUCGACGACUCUGAACAGCUCGAAGUGCGCCAUGUCAUUUCCUUGGCGAACCGCGUCGUGGAUGUGUACGCUGGCGGCGACCCCAUUGCUGAAGGAGAGCUUUGGAUCAAGCGCAACUGCAUACGGCUAAUGCGCAAGCAAACUCACAAAGAAGCCGAGGCCGACUUCAACACUCUUUAUCUAUUUUCCGAAAACUGCAAUGAGAAAGAGGAUUUCUACUUUGCUCUGCUCCGGAACCAGGAGCAGAGAGCCGGACUGCCGGUAUCGUUACCACUCAAGUUUACCCCGGAACACAUGGUCAAGCUCGUACAACAGUUACACGCUUCUGAAGAAAAUCUGCAAACCCGAUGGAUCAAUGCACUGAUUGGGCGGCUCUUUCUUGCCCAGUACAAGACUUCGGUCGUCCAGGAUUUCAUUCGCUUGAAGAUCACCAAGAAGAUUGCGCGCGUGACAAAGCCGCCUUUCAUUAGCAGCAUCAACAUCCAACGCAUCGAUAUGGGCGAUAGCGCGCCACUCAUCGUCAACCCGAAACUGAGAGAACUGACACUUGACGGAGAUCUCACUGUGGAGGCCGAUGUCAAGUACAAUGGAAACUUCCGACUCGAGAUAGCAGCAGUGGCUCGCAUUGAUCUGGGCUCGCGAUUCAAGGCGCGGCACGUCAAUCUGGUACUCGCGGGUAUCCUUAAGAAGCUGGAAGGGCACGUGCUGCUGCGGAUGAAACCGCCGCCGAGCAAUCGGUUGUGGAUGACUUUCGAGCAUCCUCCAAAGUUGGAAAUGUCCAUUGAACCUAUUGUUAGUUCUCGGCAGAUUACAUACGGUGUCAUUCUACGGGCCAUCGAAAACCGCAUCCGCGAGGUCAUCACUGAAACUUUGGUCAUGCCCAAUUGGGAUGACAUACCCUUCUAUGACACCAGGCACCAAGAAAUUAGGGGCGGUAUUUGGGAUACAGAAGGAAAGCCGGAAGAAGAUUCCGAUGCGACCUUGAAACCAACUACACAUGAGACAGACCCCGUCACUGGUACUUCAACCCCUGGUGAAGGAGAUGAGACGCAACAGAUGUAUAUGACAGAAGGGGGGAAGACUGUGAGCAUGCCUAACCUGCCCCAUGCAGCGCCUUCUGGGGUUACAUCACGGAAGAGUACCAAGUCCGCCCUCUCUUCCGAAUUGAGUGCUGAAGAUGCAAAGUCAAGCGGGGUGGAUCGGUCUCCAGCGUUCAAGCCAAAAGCCAUGAGGUCCAGUUCUUUUGCCACAGUUGCCCAUCCGGUCGUCAGUACAGAACCAGCGAUGGUAGACGCCUCGAAGUCACCACCAGUCAAGGCCCAGCAGGAUGCUGCCUCGGCAAUGAAAGACCUGUCAGCGCGAUCACAACCAGUAUCUCCUGCGGAAUCUCCAGUUGGAUCUCCCUCAGCUGCGAGUACAAUAACCAGGCCUCGCGGAGCCUCGAAAAGAGAGAGAACAACCUCUGUGCCAAAGGAUCCAGAUGUUGAAAGAUCUAGGGCAGUCGAAGAAACCGAUCAGGACCCAUUGGGAAUAACAGACAAUGGGGCAGGCUUGGUAAGCCUUGACGGAAGCUCGCUUUACUCAAUCCCUAGCACUUCGUCAAGUUACUCCGACUUCAAAUCGCAUGGCUCCUCGUCUGCGAAAACUGCUUCUCAAACAUCUCACACAGACAGACGACAAUCACUAAAUGUGUCCUUGAAUUCGGCCACAACCGCCGCAAAGAAGUGGUUUGCCUCUCGCAACCACAACAAUUCGUCCCAUGCAUCACCCAGUCCCUCCAUCGCCGAGUCAACAGAGACACCCUCCGAGCCACACGAUACGCACGAGCACGCCCGCGACGCAGACACAUCCUCUAUCCACAGCCAUCAUCAAAAUCACAAUCAAAACCACAAUCACAAUCAGAACCAGAAUCACAACCACAACCACCAUCACAAUCAAGCCCACAAACCCGAAGGCAUGGGCUCACAAGCCCGCCCCAUUGGCCGAGGCCAGCCACUCCCUCCCCCAGGGACACCGCUCCCCCUCCCACAGAAAUCUGAGAGCAAGUGGCCUUCAAACCCGCUCUCAGGCUUAACACGGCGGAAACCGGUACCACCACCACCAUUACCACAGCGGCCCAACGCGCAAAACGAGCAGCACCAGCACGACAGCAGCAAAGACGACCAGCACCUUGCGCCGCCGCCGCUGCCGCCUCGCCGAUACAGCCACGCGCGAUCGAAUAGCUCGAAGUCGGAUCGCUCGUUCCACCAGCAUGCGAGCGAGGGGUACACGUAUGGCUUCGGCGGCGAGCAGCCCGUUGAUAUGCUGGUUGUGCCGGCGCCGGUCGCGGAUUCACCGCAGCCGGGGACACCGGUUAUGCCGGAGCAUCGGGAGCACGAGGAGCAUGAGGGUGAGGGAGAGGGUGGGCAUGGGCAGGGGCAUGAGCAUGAAGGUGGUGGUGGUGGGGAAGGCGGGGAAAGUAAUAAAGAGCACGACACUGCGGCACAACAGCAGCAACAACAGCAACAACAACAACAACAGCAGCAGCAGCACAACACUGGCGCAGGUCUCGGUAUUGGCGGCGGACUUGGUACUGCUGCGGCCGCCUCUGCCGCUGCAGCGCAGGAGGAGGAAGAAGACCGCGCGGACGCGGAUAUCUUCCACCUCGAGGUCGGGCUGCCGUGA